AUGUCUUCCCACCCUGAGAUCCUUUCUCAAGGCAACCACCUGCACGACAACGACGAACGAAAAGCAAAGGAGACAUCGGGGAACAUGAUUGACGAGGUCGACGCUGCAGCAACUGUCAUUGACGUACCAUUACCGCCAGAGACGUCUGGCCAUAUCCCUGCAGAAGUGCUAUGCUCCAUUCCCGCAGACGAUGACCCGAGCAUUCCCUGCAACACUGUGCGGAUGUGGGUCCUCACAACCGUGUUCGUCAUUGUGUUCGGCGCAGUCAACAUGUUCUUUUCCCUACGUUUUCCAAUGAUCGUUGUGACUUCGAUCGUCGCCCAGCUCGUAACUCACCCCCUGGGACUGUUGUGGGAUCAAGUGGUCCCCGACUGGCGCAUUGGCCUCGGCGGGAGCUGGCAUUUCAACCUCAACCCGUCUCCGUGGAACAAGAAGGAGCACGCCCUGGUGACAAUCGUGGUCUCUCUCGUUGGCAGCCACGCCUAUGUAACGAACAUUCUGGUGGCUCAGGCCAAGUGGUACGGGCAAUCUUUGUCCUAUGGGUAUAUUUUCCUCACCAUACUGUCGACGCAGAGCGUGGGCUACGGAAUUGCCGGGCUCACGCGUCGCUGGGUGGUCGAUCCAUCCUACAUCACUUGGCCGCAGACCCUGGCCAAUGCAGUCUUGUUCCAGACGCUCCAUCGUGAGAGAGGUCCGGGCGACUUUGUCAGUGGGUGGACCAUCUCCAGGUACAGGUUCUUCUUCUACGCUUUCCUCGCCUCCUUCGCCUGGUUCUGGCUCCCGGGCUACUUGUUCACUGCCCUUAGCACCUUCACGUGGAUCUGCUGGAUUCGACCCGACAACGUGGUGGUCAACCAGCUGUUUGGCUACAAGCAAGGGCUCGGCAUGAUUCCCAUCACGUUCGAUUGGUCGCAAAUCACCACGUACAACUUGUCGCCAUUGCUGACGCCGUGGUAUGUGGAAGCCAACACGAUGGGUUCGGUGGUAUUCUUUUUCUGGCUGAUCCUGCCCAUCCUCUACUACACAAAUACCUGGUUCGGAAAGUACAUGCCAAUGCUGUCAUCCAACGUCUUCGACAACACCGGCAGCUCUUACAACGUCACCAGGGUGCUCACCUCCAACUUUCAACUCGAUGAAGCAGCAUACAAGGAAUAUUCCCCGCUUUAUAUGCCCAUCGCGUACACCAUCUUCUUUGGCCUCUCGUUUGCGGCCGUCACGGCGAUGUUCGUCCACACGGCUUUGUGGCAUGGGAAGGACAUAUAUCGUCGAUUCAAGGACCCCCAGUAUGGUGCUGCCCCCGGUUACCUGCGGCAGGUCCGGGAGAAUUAUGCUCAGACUCCAGACUGGUGGUAUCUUUGCAUUGGGGUGGCCUUUUUCCUCAUGGGCAUCCUCACCACUUCUCUGUACGACACUCGGUUGCCCUGGUGGGGGUUCAUCGUUGCAGUCUCCCUUGGCACGGCAACAUUCUUACCCCAGGGAAUCAUCAUGGGAAUCACCAACCAGCAUGUGGCGUUGAACACCAUCACCGAAUUCGUCAGUGGCUACAUGCUCCCGGGUCGCCCGAUUGCCAUGAUGAUGGUCAAGGUUUUCGGCGACAUGCUGACUAGCCAGGGCCUCCACUUCUCACGGGACUUGAAGCUGGGCCAAUACAUGAGGAUACCGCCCCGGACUCUGUUCUGGGCGCAGACGUACGGCACGGUCUUGUCUGCAAUUGUUCAGGGCGGCGUGUUACGCUGGAUGCUGACGUCCAUCCACGACCUCUGCGAAGAGGACCAGGGGUUCGGCCUGACGUGUCCGUCGGCCAGGGUCCAGUUCUCCUCUUCGAUCAUCUUUGGCGUCAUUGGCCCGCAACGGCUCUUCUCUCGGGGACAUCUCUACCACCCCGUGCUCUACUUUUUCCUCGUCGGCGCCCUCCUGCCCAUCCCGGUGUACCUGAUGGCGAAUAAGUACCCCUCGUCGUACUGGAGGCUGGUCCACGUCCCGAUCAUGUUCACCGGGCCGGUCAACAUCCCGCCGGCGACCGGCCUAAACUACGCCUCGUGGGCCCUCGUGGGCUACCUUUUCAACGGCGUCAUCAAGCGACGCGCCCUGGGUUGGUAUCUCAAGUACAACUACGUGCUGUCCGCCGGGUUGGACGUCGGCGUGGCCCUGGCCGGACUGGUCAUCUUCUUCUGCCUGGACCUGCCCGGCGCCACGCUGGACUGGUGGGGGAACAAUGUCUACAAACGCACCGCGGACGCCAAGGGGACGCCGUUUUUCACCCUUGCCGACGGUCAGACCUUUGGGUUCAAAGUCUGGUAG
Exophiala oligosperma is the source of this 2301-nucleotide messenger RNA. RefSeq names its product OPT family small oligopeptide transporter. Gene Ontology annotation, molecular function: oligopeptide transmembrane transporter activity. The record is from RefSeq and is a predicted model, not a curated record. The transcript has a single exon. NCBI's taxonomy places the organism in Eukaryota, Fungi, Ascomycota, Eurotiomycetes, Chaetothyriales, Herpotrichiellaceae. Gene Ontology annotation, biological process: transmembrane transport. Bases 1 to 2301 code for a protein of 766 amino acids.